Drosophila melanogaster (fruit fly) is the source of this 1213-nucleotide messenger RNA. RefSeq lists its product as uncharacterized. The record is from RefSeq and is marked reviewed. Lineage: Eukaryota; Metazoa; Arthropoda; Insecta; Diptera; Drosophilidae. The transcript is spliced from 4 exons. Bases 625 to 1122 code for a protein of 165 amino acids.
GCAACUCAACUCAAAUUUGUACCUUUCAAUUUUUCAAGCUCGAAUGUUUUGUACGUAAUUCUUAGUUUAGCAUCCUAAAUUUCAGUACGUUAGUUGAAAAGUAUAAGUAGAGAUGGCACCGUAUCCAAACGGCUUUUUAAGUUACGCGGUGGCUAUACAUCUUAAAUCCCCGCACCUCCAAAUGGAGGAGUCACUGCGUCAGGGAGCGGGGUACUGGAAUGCAUUGAGUUCGCGAGAAAAGAAUCAGUAUCGAUCGAAAUACCAGAAACGGUGUCUCAGCAAAAGCUCCACUUCGCGUCAUCGGCGUCAAUCGGAGAAACUCAAACAUAUGGGAUGCGGCCGCAAGAAAAUAGUGCCCAAGUGUUCCCGAAAGCCCACGACUCCGGCCUGCAAGCCAAGGAGCGUCAAUAGGUGUCCCCGGAAAAGCAGCUCCAACCGCUCGAGUCGUGAAUGCAUGCUGAUGAAGUCACCAAAAGGCAAGCUCAUAUUUGCAUUCGAAUCGAAGAGAACAGUAAAACAGUGUCAAAUAUUUCUGGGUGAACUUUCCGAGUACAAAUAGGUCAAAGUUGAUUUUGUCGUAAGACAAUUGCUAAACUGAACUGCCUAUAAAUUUCAAGUCUCAAAAUGUCCCUCAAUUGCCCGGUUCAUAAUAAGAACUCCAGUGGCUUAAACAUUACCAGGUCCGCAACCUCGGAUGACGUCAAGAUCGCCAUGUGCGCCUGCUUGGAAUUGGCCAACUGUCGGGCCGAAAACUGUCAGCUGAAGAAGAAACUGACCGAAUAUGAGGCCAAGAUCUGCAGUCUCGAACAACUGGUGGCCACCAUUGCGGAGGAGCAGAACCAGAUUCGCCAAGAAGUGAUCGAGUUGCGCAAUGAGACUCAGGGUGCAACGAUGGAAGCCGCCAACGAGGUGGAUCCUUUGGACAACUCAUUCGUGAACCCGCAAGAGGAAAUGGACGAUGAGGAAGGAUACGAUCCGGAUUCAGAAUCCGAGUACAAUGCUAUCCAGUCCCCCAAUCCCUCAAUACAUUCUUCGAUGGUCUCGCUGGUUCGCUCAUUGAGUUUUUCAUCCACCAGCUCAGAUUCUGAUUGCAUUGUAUACAGCGAUAAUGAGGAUUUCUAAGAAACCCAUCUCAUUCCAAUCGCAUCUUCUCAACAAGUUCCGUUCGCGAACUUUGAUACCACACGAUAUGAGUAAACGACAAUGUUAAAAU